AUGAUCGAUCCAUCAAUAUCAACAACAACAACAACAACAAAUUUAAUGACUAUGGAUCCUGUUCAAUUUAUGCAAACAUUAAGUGAUAAUAAUAAUAAUAAUAAUAAUGCAGAUCAAAAACAACAACAACCAUCUAAUUCAACAACAUCAAUGAUUUUACAAACACAAGAAAUAUCAAAUAGACAACAAUUUAUUCCAACACAAAUGUUAGAUAAUAAUAAUAAUACAAAUUAUAAUUGGCUCAAACAAACAAAUACAUUAGAUUCAAUAAAUACAUUUAUGUUACCAACAUUAUCAACACAAACUAAGAAAACAACUUCAUUAAUUGUUGAUGUUGAUAAUACAAAUAAAAAACCUAAAAUAAAUAUACAAAGUCAAAUAAUUGAUGAAGAAGAUGAUGAUAUUUUUAGACUUAAAAGAAGAUUUCUUAAAGAUUCUGGACAAUUACAUGUAGCUACACAUGUGUUAUGUAUUGAUUGUUCAUAUAUACAAAAUUUUGUUUUAUUUUCAGCUGCUUAUUUUGCUCGAAGACAAAAUGAAAAAAAAGAAACAGAAAAACAAUAUUUAAAUGAAAUUAAAUUAAAACAAGAAAAUCAAGUUGAAAAAUAUCGUACAUAUCGUAUAGGUGAAUUACCUGAUAUACAAAUACGUUAUAGUGAUAUCAUAAUACCUCUUCAAGCAUUAGCUCAAUAUGAUAAUCAUAUAGCACGUUUAUUAUAUGCAAGUUUAUUUACAUCAAUAUUAAAUUCUCUUGAAGAUAAAUUAUUACCUGAUGAAUAUUAUAAUUUAAUUCAUACAAUUCAACAUCGUUUUGAUGUUAUGUUAUCACAAUCUGAAAUAUUUUAUCCAUCAUUUGUUGCUGCUUUACUUGAUAUUGUUUUAUCUAAACCUGAACAAAUGCAAAUAUCAGCACAAUAUAUAAGUGCAUCAACAGUAGCAAGUCAUUUAGAAUCAGUUGGUAUAUUAACAAUUGAAUGUUUUAUACGUUUAAAUCAACAAAAUGAAUAUAAACAAUCUUUAAAUGGACCAUUAAAAAAAAAAUUAAAAUCUGAUCCAGAUUUAAAUAAUCAAUUAUAUAAAAAAAUUGAUCAAUGGCUUGAAUUAGCUAAAUGUUAUCGUUCAUUAGCUAAUUAUGAUGAUGUACGUGGUAUUUUUUCUCAAACACCUGGUUUAAAAUCCAUAACAUUACGUGCUAUUGAAGAAGAAAGUCAUACAGAUUUUUUAUUAGCUUUAAAUAGUUAUGUUACAGCAUUAGAACAAUAUCCAUUAAAAGAUGAAACAUCAAAUGAUCCAAUAUUAGAAUUAGAACAUGAAUUUUGGACACAAUCUAUGUUAAAUUGUUGUAAUCAAUUAAAUAAUUGGACAAUUAUGUCUAAACAUAUAUUUAUUGAAGAUACAACAUUUGAUACAUUAUGGUCAAAUGCACAUCAAUUAAAUUAUUUAAUGCCAUAUGCUAUACGUGCUAAACUUAAAUUACUUAUAUCAGGUAAUGAAAAAGAACAAUUAGAACAAAAUGAUCUUUGUCAAUUUUUUAAUAAUUUAUCAACAAAUGCAAAUAAUACAAUUGUAACGGGAAAUUCUGAAACAACAUUUGUUAAACGUUCAUAUAUUGAAAAACAAUAUCCAUUUGAAUUAGCAACAUUUUUUCUUUAUCAAAAAGAUUUUGAUCGUGCAAAAUAUUAUAUUCAAUAUACCAAAGAACAAUUUUUACUUCGUUGGUCAACAUUAAGUCGUUUAAGUGAAUAUGGUCGUAAAACAACAAUUCAAUUAAUUCAACCGUAUUAUGAACUUGAUCAAUUUCUUAUUUUUAUUGAACAAAAUUUACCAUUAUUAAAAUCUCUUGAAAAUCGUUAUUUAACAAAUAAUAAAAAUGAUACAACAACACGAGAUUUAUUUCUCGAACAUGUACAUAAUGAUUUAUUAUCACAAUGGCAAUUACCAGAUGUUAUACGUAGUUCAAUACAAACAUGGGAUGAUAUUGUUACGAAUCGAUCAUUAUUUUUAGAUAUUCUUGAUGAAUUAAUUGGUGGACCACGAAUGACAUUUACAAGUCGUUUAAAAGCAACUGAAUUUGAUCCAUUAUUAGUUGAUUAUAAAGUUCAAUCAUUACUUGAUAUGUCAUAUUGUGCAUUACGACAACGUAAUUUUAAAUUAGCUUUAACAAAAUUAAAUGAAACACGUCAUCGUCUUGAUUUAUGUCAAAAUCCAUUAAUAAAAUCAAUAUAUUGGAAUGAAAUAUAUUGUGAUGUACAUUUAAAACGUCAUCAAAUUCAAUCAUCAACAUCAACAUUAUCAAGUUUAUUAUCAACAAGUGUUGCAAAAGAAUUAAAAAAAAUGGAAACUAAAAUUCAAUCAUUAAAAAUUAUUGAUCAACAAACAGCACAAUUAAAUUCAAAUUAUAUACAAUUAAAUUCACAAUUUUGUCGAACAGUUAUUGAUUUUCUACUUGCACAACCAUUAGGUUAUCAUAAUUAUGAACAAGAUGAAAAAAUUCCACAAGCUAAACAUAAACAAUUAGAAAUGUAUUUAUAUGGAUUAGAAAAUAAUAAUAAUCAAAUUCAACAAGCUGAUCUAUUAAUUUAUGAAUUAUUUAAUAAAUGUGUACAUAUACUAAAAGAUAAUAUCGAAAAACAAGAAACGGAUUUACAAAAUCUUUCAACAUCUAUUCGUGUAGCAAAAGAAAAUAUUCUUAGUCGUGAUUAUAAUGAAUUAGCAAGUAUUUGUGAUGAUUAUUUACGUCGAUAUGAAAAUAAUGAAGAUGAAAAUAAUUUAUUAACGAAUUUAUUUACUGGUGAUCAUGGAAAUAAUAUAGCUGAAUUAGUUGUUAAAUCUGUUUUAUUAUCAAUGAAAUAUGGUUCAAAUGAAGGUGUUAAACGUUUUUCACGUUUAUUACAAAUUGUUGAUUUAUAUCCAAAAACAAUGGAUUUAUUUGCUGAUAAAUUACAAGAAAUUCCUUGUUGGAUGUUUUUUGAUUGUUUAUAUCAAAUAACUGCACAUUUAGAUAAACCUAUUGCUCUUAAAUUAUAUCCAGUAAUUGAACAAAUUGUAAAACUAUAUCCUCAAUCAAUAGUUUAUCCAUUUAAAUUAAGUUAUGAAACAUUACAAUAUUCAAUAACUGAUCCAAUAUUAAAACAUAAUCUUGAAUUAAUUCAACAACAAUUAGAUCGUUAUACACCACUUGUUAAUGAAUUUAUUGAAGCAUUAAAUCAAUUAAAUCCUCAACAACAAUUUGAUAUAUGGUCAAAAGAAUUAUUUCAUUUAUUAACAAAUGAUUCAGCUACAAGAGAUAUUGAUAAACUUAAAGCACAUUUUAUUAAAUUUAAAGAAAUACUUUUCUCUGAUAUAAUUAAUCUUGAUGAAACAAAUGAUGGACAAAUUAUAUUACCAAAUACACAAGAUAAUAAUGAAUUAGAUAAUAAUAAUUCAUCAUCGAAACCAAAAAUAACAUCAAUAAGAAUAUUAUUUAAAAAUGCUGUUGAAAAAGAACUUAAUGAUUUAUUUGGUAAAGAUGGUGAAUUAUUUUCAACAAUAUCAUUAGGUGAUGCACGUUUAACAUUAGGUAAUAUAUCAUUAAAAUUAAAAACUAUUAUACAAGAUAAAACAAAUAUAAAUGAUUAUUCAACAUGGUUUUCAUCAACAUUUCGACAACAAAAUCGUAUAUUAGAUAAAUCAUCAAUACGUGAAUUAGAAAUACCUGGACAAUAUACAAGUAAAAAAAAACCAUUAAUUGAACAUCAUAUUAAAAUAGUUGGUUUUGAUGAAAAACUUUUGGUACUUCAUUCAUUACGAUUACCAAAACGUAUAACAAUACGUGGACAUGAUGAAAAUGAUUAUAGAUUUUUAGUUAAAGCUGGAGAAGAUAUACGACAAGAUCAACGUAUUGAAGCAUUAUUUUCAAUUAUGAAUGAUCUUUAUGAUAAUGAUCCAAAUUGUAAUCAAUCAAAUUCAGCUCAUAUUGCUGUACGAACUUAUAAAGUUAUUCCAAUGUCAUCAAAAUUGGGUAUGAUUGAAUGGCUUGAUAAUACACGUCCAUUAAAGGAUCUUAUUGAAGAAUCAUAUACCGAUAGUGAACUUGAUAUAAUAACAAAUCAAGGUCAACAUCCAAGAAAACUUUAUCAAGAUUACGUAACAAAUACAUAUCAAAAAGCUAAACCAACAGCUAAAACAGCUAAUAAUACAGUUAUGUAUGCUGAAUUGUUUCUUAGUUUAACUAAAGCUCAAGUUCAAGAAGAAUUUAAUCAUAUACAAUCCGUUAUACCUGCUGAUUUACUUCGACGUGCUUAUUAUAAAAUAGCUAAUUCUCAUGAAGGUUUUUAUACAUUACGUCGACAAUUUAUAACAAGUUAUGCUGUUUUAUGUACAAGUCAAUAUAUACUUGGUAUUGGUGAUCGACAUCAAUCGAAUUUUCUUAUUGAUACAUCAUCUGGCCAAGUAAUUGGUAUUGAUUUUGGUUCAGCAUUUAAUGCAGCGACGAUUCAUUUACCUGUACCAGAAUUAAUACCAAUUCGUUUAACUCGACAACUUACACAAUUAAUGUCACCUAUUGGUACAGCUGGUUUAUUUCGUGCAACAAUGAUUCAUACAAUGAAUGCAUUACGUGAAAAUUCUGAUUUAUUACUUAGUACAAUGGAUGUAUUUAUUAAAGAACCAUUAAUGGAAUGGAUGGAACAUGCACUUAAAACAAGUAAACAAGUAGCACAAAGUGAAACAAAUAUACUUCGUUCGGAUGAUACAUAUGCAAAAGAUCGAAUUAAAAGUGCACGAUUAAAACUUAAUGGAAUUAAUCCAGCUGUUAUAAUCGGAUCUGAUUUGAAAUUAAAUAGUUUUCUUCGUUCAUCAAAUUUAAAAGAAGCACGUCGUCAAAUGGAAAAAGUUGUUGGUGGCGAUCAAAUAGAUAGUAAACGUGCACAAAUUUUAUUAAAAUAUAAUUCAAAUCGUUAUCAUAAAUUAACUGUUGAUGAACAAAUUGAUUGUAUUAUUGAUCAAGCAACAGAUGCUGAUAUACUUGGUCGUUCAUGGGCUGGUUUAGAAACAUUUAUGUGA
Molecule: messenger RNA, 5043 nt
Organism: Rotaria sp. Silwood1
Lineage: Eukaryota; Metazoa; Rotifera; Eurotatoria; Philodinida; Philodinidae
Source: the annotation of a GenBank genome assembly